Messenger RNA from Ectocarpus sp. CCAP 1310/34, 1975 nucleotides. The record is from the annotation of a GenBank genome assembly. Lineage: Eukaryota; Phaeophyceae; Ectocarpales; Ectocarpaceae.
ACGCAGCACAUCAAGGCCUGCCUUGUGGUAAAGAAGAGCAGGAAGGGAGGUGGAGUCCUCGGGCUUCCACGCAUGCAAAGUCUCUAAACUACUAUAACAACAGCAACUGACGCGGAAGCGCAAGCGUGGUGGACUUGACUCACGACAGAGGCAGAGGACACACAGAGGUUUCGCAGGGUAAAUACUAUCCUGACCGCCACGAUAUUCUCUUGAGGUGGUACAUUGUGCGGCUUCAUCUCCGCAGCGAGGUCCAAAGAUGUCGAUCUACCGAGCGCCAUCGCAUUUCAGGCCAGUGACAGGGCUUCCCAUCGGAAUAAAGGACAACACCGACGAGCUCAAGGGACAGAAGAGAGAGGACAGCGAGGCGCCCAUGACUUCGUCCGAGACCACGCGCCCGGCGACUAACGCCACCAUCUACAGAUCAUACAGCACAAGGCAAACGUUUGGCGGCGCUGGGAGGGUCCAAUUUGGUGGGGACGAGACUGUGGACAGUUUGUGGCCCCCGCAUGAGACGGUAACGGCCGACCGGUGCAAGGCCAACGUAGCGUGGGUGGCGUUACUGGGCGGGGUCAUCUUCUGGGUUGUGAAGCUGGUCGCGUGCGAUCGUUCUCACAGGUUGAACCCUCCCGUCAGGAUCUAUGAAAAGGCCGAGCCCUUCGGCUUUCCGGACGUGGCCCUUUGUCCUACCGCGGGGGCGGGGUGCGACGCAGGAGACCCCUUGGAGUGCCUGGAAGGCAUGCAGCUCUUCGUCUCUGCUCUGUCGGGGUUCGAAGACGACGCGGAAUUGUUUACUGCUUCGUUGGCAACACAGACGGUAACCCCAGCAACCGCAACGGCCCCAUCGCCGUCGCCGGCGGCUGCGGCUGCGGAGUCCGGAGUGUCGCCGCCACCGGCUGCUGCAGCAGUCGCCACAACAGCACCAACGAUAACAGUAACAACUACAACAGCAGCAGCAGCGACAACGACGGCGGCAGAGGCAGCGCCCGCGGCGUCGGGAGCGGCCGCGGCUCGGCUGGCGGCGAUGAUGGACACGACCGCACACUCCUGGUGCCCCACGAUCCCGCUGUCGAGGCUGACGGUGGACUGGGAUGGGAUCGCCUCCGGGGACGUUCAGUCCCUGCAUGCUUCCGUAUACGUUUUGUGGUCGGACGAGGUCGCCGAGACCCCGGUGUCGAGCACACGCCGGUUUAUUAACACCUUCCUUAUCGGUGAAGGAGAUGAAGGCGACGACUUUGACUUAGAAAACGCCGUGGUGACGCUGGCUAGGCUCCCGUACGACCGAAUCUCCGUCGACGCCACCAACGCGUCCGAAUCCAUCACGUUCGUCUCCAACGAUGUGGUGAGCAGGCGACAGAGGAACACCUCGACACGCACAAUACACCGGGGUACAUUUGUUAAUGGGAAAGGGAGUUUCGGACGAGAGUCGUCGUUCAGUCAGUCAGCCGGAGGAAAAAGAAAGGACAGCGAUGUAGUGGGUGGAAGCAGUUCAAACUGUUGUUGCACGUGUAAAUUGUAUCGCUGGGUAGGGCCUGUUUCUCAGGUAAACCGCACUUACUUGUCGUCCGCCUGCAGUAUCUCUCCGCCGCAGACUGCUUAAGUUUCGUAUUCGUAAUUAGUCAAUCGGCACGACGUUGACAAGACACACCCGAGUGAUUGGGACCUAAUGUGAGGCCACAAGCAAGGCGCGGAAAAUUCGCCGAAGAAUCGACUGCUACAAUGGCCGAUUCUAUUGGCAGCGCUGGAGCUGAAAGUGCUGUGGAUGGACUCCCACUAAAAAGCAUGUGAAAAAUAGCGAUGCAUCCAGGGACGACCUUGUGCCGGUCAGAUCAGAUUCUUGCUGCCAAGUCAACUACAACUUAUGGGUAACACGGUAAGAUAACGAAUGUUUGCGAACCAAUGCUCGAGCAAACACCCGUUUGCCUUUAGACAUACUACGGACGCGCGAAAUGCAGCAACAGGAGGACCAUGGCUAACC